AUGUCCGACGCCGCUACCGCAUCUGGUCCAGAACAACAGUACAAGUUCAAUGUGGCUAUGUCUUGCUCAGGUUGCUCCGGCGCGGUGGAGCGUGCCUUGAAGAAACAAGAAGGCGUUUCGAAGAUCGACAUUUCUCUGGAAACUCAAACCGUCUUGGUUCAUGCCCAUCCCCCGGCCACAUUCGAUAUCGUCCGAGAAAAGAUUGCCAAGACAGGAAAAACAAUCAAUAGUAGUGAGAGGGGCUUCCUCACGAGUGGACGGGAUCGCAACACCUCGGUGAUGGAGUGGAGUAAGGAGAGCUCGAAUCUCGGUAACAGUAAGGAACAUAUACUCAGUAAUAGGAACGAACUGCCUGCUUGGUUAAAUGCCGGAACCUCGCAGGCCGACGCCGAUCGCGAGCAUGCCUUGCCAAAUUCCGGGGUGGAGGUGACUCCUCCAGCAGAUACCACUUCUGAAGACAACGCCGAAGGCUCCAUCGAUGUCGAGAUGCAGCCACCCGCCCAUGCGAUCCCGUUCCUAUUGCUGAGUAUAUGUUCCUUACUGAUACCAAGAUUUGAGCUCUCCUUACUCCACUCCAUCACCAAGGUGUUGCAAUCCCGUCCACUUGUGAGAGGAAGCGCCUAA
This is a messenger RNA of Puccinia triticina, 624 nucleotides long. RefSeq lists its product as uncharacterized. Gene Ontology annotation, molecular function: copper chaperone activity; metal ion binding. Gene Ontology annotation, cellular component: cytosol. The record is from RefSeq and is a predicted model, not a curated record. Gene Ontology annotation, biological process: copper ion transport. The coding region runs from base 1 to 624 and encodes 207 amino acids. The transcript is spliced from 4 exons. NCBI's taxonomy places the organism in Eukaryota, Fungi, Basidiomycota, Pucciniomycetes, Pucciniales, Pucciniaceae.